GCGACAGUGGACUGGGCCCCUCCGCUCUCCGCCAUGUUAGAGGCGCCCCGCAGGGGUUAGCGGUUGAGCUGGCGGCGGAAGGUCUGUGCGCUGGUCUGCGGCAGGCGCCCCCCGGGGGCGGGAAACGGGUAAGGAAGCCUCGGGGACGGUGACACAGUCCUGGGGCAGUAGGAGACCUGGCCACCGAGGAUUAGGUCUGGAGGAGAGGAAUGGCAGUGCCCGCACGUCUUCCGCUUCCCAUCCUCCUUCUGUCCCGCAGCAUGGAACCCCAGGUUACUCUGAAUGUGACUUUCAAAAAUGAGACGCAGAGCUUUCUGGUUUCCGAUCCAGAAAACACCACCUGGGCUGAUGUUGAAGCUAUGGUGAAGGUUUCUUUUGAUCUGAACACUAUUCAAAUAAAAUACCUGGACGAGGAGAAUGAAGAGAUUUCCAUCAACAGCCAAGGAGAAUAUGAAGAAGCGCUUAAGAUGGCGCGGAAGCAGGGACACCAGCUGCAGAUGCAGGUCCACGCAGGGCCCCCUGCUGCUGCCGCCGAAGCCCUGACCCCGGAGGGAGCAGAGAGACGCACUUCUAGGCCGGGGAAGAAGCCACUCGCUCACUAUUCCUCGCUGGUGAGGGUUGUGGGGCCGGAGCUGAAGAGCCCAGAGACACCAUCAGCCCAGCCGUUGCCACUUGCUCAGGGUGACCUGGACCACACUCCAGACAGGCCUCCGGGCUGGUUCACAAGCUACCUGGAGACCUUCAGAGAGCAAGUGGUUAAGGAGACAGUGGAGAAGCUGGAACAGAGGCUGCGUGAGAAGCUUGUCCUCCAGAGCCCGUCCUUGGGCUCCUGUGCCUCCGAUGCCUCCAUGCCUGCUGCGGAGGAGACCCUGCUCUCGCCGGAAAACCUCUUCAGCUGGCACGUUGCUUGCAGCAGCUGCCACAGGAGGAUCGUGGGCGUGCGCUACCAGUGCAGCCUGUGCCCGUCAUACAACAUCUGUGAGGACUGCGAGGCAGGCCCUUACGCCCACGAGGCCAACCAUUUGCUGCUGAAGCUGCGGAGACCCGUCCUGAGCACCUCGGAGCUGUUCUCCCACCCCAAGCCUCCUGUACCUCGACUCCCUGCCGCCCUGGAGCAAGUCAGGCUCCAGAAACAGGUGGAUAAGAACUUUCUUAAAGCAGAAAAGCAAAGAUUGCGAGCUGAGAAGAAACAGCGGAAAGCAGAGGUCAAGGAACUUAAAAAGCAGCUUAAACUCCACAGAAAGAUUCAUCUGUGGAGCUCGAUCCAUGGGCUUCAGAGUCCUAAAUCCCCUCCGGGCCGGCCCGAGAGCCUGCUGCAGCCCAGCACCCUGCGGCUCCCCUUGCGGCCCAGUGCCCCGCUGCUGCCCACCUUCAGUGCCGCCUUUGUGGAUGAGAACCUGCCAGAUGGGACUCACCUCCAGCCAGGAACCAGGUUCCUCAAACACUGGAGGAUGAAGAACACAGGAACAGUCAACUGGAGCGCGGACACCAAGCUCAAGUUCAUGUGGGGGAACCUGACGCUGGCAUCUGCGGAGCGGAAGGACGUCGUGGUGCCCUUCCUGAAGGCUGGCCACGUGGGCGUGGUGUCUGUGGAGUUCGUUGCUCCAGCCCUGGAGGGGACCUACACAUCCCACUGGCGCCUGGCUCAGAAUGGCCAGCAGUUCGGGCCUCGGGUCUGGUGCAGCAUCGUGGUGGACGCCUCUGCCCCUGUGGAGCACCCCAGCGAUACCCACGCGGGUGUGUGUGGCUCCAGUGAGGCGGGCCUCGGCUGCCCACAGGAGGAGCCCUUUUUCCUGGCUAAAGAAACCCCACUGGACGAAGUAACUAAAGGGACAGAAGGGACAGGGGCCUGUGUACUGCAGAAGACGCAGAGUGCGGCCACUGAGCGGGAGCUCUACAUCCCGUCUGUGGACCUCCUGACAGCGCAGGACCUGCUGUCCUUCGAGCUGUUGGACAUAAACAUCGUCCAGGAGCUGGAGCGGGUGCCACACAACACCCCUGUGGAUAUGACUCCCUGCAUGUCUCCUCUGCCACAUGACAGUCCACUCCUGGAGAAGCCGGGCUUGGGCCAGAUCCGGGAAGAGUGUGAAGGGGCAGGGUGCAGAGCACUUGCAGGUGCUACAGCUCCAGGGAAGAGGAAGGCCGAGAGUGUCACCACAGUGGAGGACACAGAGGAAGACCUGAGUGGGACCCAGUUUGUGUGUGAGACUGUCAUCCGUUCCCUCACCCUGGAUGCCGCCCCAGACCACAACCCACCCUGCAGGCAAAAGGCUGCGCAGCUAAACUUCACCUCGCCUCUGGAGGAUCCCCUGGGGGACGAGAAGGAGGACAUCGUUCGUCUCACCAAGGACAGAGUAGAGGAGGACGAGGAGGACGAGGAGGAGGAGCUCGGGGACGAGGUGCAGAGCCAGUCAUCCACCUCCUCGGAGGACUACAUCGUCAUCCUUCCCGAGUGCUUUGACACUAGCCGCCCGCUUGCGGACUCCAUGUACAGCUCUGCACUCUCACAGCCAGGCCUGGCCCGCGGGGCUGACGGCGAGCCGGGGCUGGAGGCUGGGCAGGAGCCCCCUGGGACUGGAACUCUUACUGGGGCGCGACUCCCUGCAGGGGACAUCCCACCGCAGGAGCACGGCCCCAGUGACGUCCUGGAGACCUCACAGGCUCGGGAGGCGCUGCCCCUGGGCCCUGAGGGGAUGGGGCUGCUGCUGGCACCACCCAGGCACUCGGUGUGUGCACAGCACUCCUCCCCAGGCAUGGACGUCCUGGUCACCGUGCCAGAAACCUCUGCCAUCCCCGGGCAGAUCCGAACAGAGCCCAGGGCCUCCCCAGGACUGGCAGUUGGCAGACAGAAGAGCUGGGAGCACUCUAGGCCUCCGCAUGGGAGCAGCAUCGCAGGAGGGCUAGUCAAGGGUGCACUGUCUGUCGCCGCCUCUGCAUACAAGGCCCUGUUUUCUGGGCCCCCAGUGACUGCCCAGCCCGUAGUUUCGGAACACCAGACAGCGGCCCUGAUGGCUCACCUCUUCGAAAUGGGCUUCUGCGACCGGCAGCUGAACCUCAGGCUGCUGAAGAAACACAACUACAACAUCCUGCAGGUGGUGACCGAGCUCCUCCAGCUCAGCAACAAUGACUGGUACAGCCAGCGCCACUGAGGGCUGCGCGCUGACACCGCUUCCUGCUCCCCUUGGGGUUGUGGGGUGCAGGCCGUCGUGGGGUUUUUUAUCUGGUGAAACUCUAGAGAGCCCUUCAUUGGAUUUUCUGACAGUAUCUGUUACAGUAUUUUUGAAGCGAAUCAAAGACCAGUACUUCACUAGGAAUUGGAGGAGUAGUUGGAAGACAGCUUUUCAGUUGAUUUGGGUAAAGUGCUUCUGUUUUAUCACAUUGAGGAAUGCACCUUGAAUUUCCUCUAGAACCAUUUUUCGCUCUGCUUGUACUGAAGUUGAGUAUUUUCCUUUGGUUCAUGUGGAUGUUUUUAACGGGGCUACCUAUUAAUUGUCAGUCUUUAAAAACAAUUAAUCUUGGAGUUUGUUUCCACAAAUACUCGUGAUUUCUGCAGUCAGCCCUGAGUCUCAUAGCCAUGUGGUGGUGUCCAGCUCUGCUGUGGAGGAAGUUGCCUCCAAGCCCCUGGGGCACCGCCACCUUCCAGAGACGCCGGCAGCACAGCCGGGUGGCCACCUAGCAGAAAUCUCAAGUGAAGAGGUGGGGGGUGCUGGCUUCCCUGCCAGGACCUGCCAAGUGGGGCCAUGUUGUAACCUGCAUAUACUGUUGUUUUAUUUAAGAAGAGAAGCUUAGUGUGAAAUAUUUUGCUAGUCCUGUAGAGAAGGAAAAAAGCCCACCUGUUACUUAAAGGGAAAACUAAAUUUAAUAGUUACCUUUUUUCUUAAUACUGGGACGGCCUUGGUUUCCAGUAGAGUGGACAGCAGGUGGCGUGGAUCUAAGUGAAUCAGUGGGACCGGUGGUGGUGGGCUCCAAAGCGGGCCCUGCGACUGGCCUGGAGAGCCCCCCCAGAGGCAGAGCGGAAGUGCCUCCUGCAGGGCUGAGCGGUCAGCCAACCUGGGAGGAGGGCAGGAGCACCCGUGGGGCAGGCACAUUCUCCAAAAGGAAAAAAAACUUAAGAAACCGUGAACUCUGGCCCCCGCCCACCAGGGCAGGGGUGGGUAAAGUGGUAGUAUUUAACCUGGUUGGUGUGCAUAACAAAUGGCAAUUUUAGUUACUAGUUGUAAUGGGUUUAUUUACAGUAUAAAUCUCCAGUGCUACUUAGCCAGAAUUCAGACUGUAAGCCAACCAAGCCUGUCCUCAUUUAAAACGCUGCUGCCAGGUUUUGGUUAUGGGGUUGAUUUCGGGCAGGCCAUGGGCCAGGUCACCCCCCGGGCGGCACCUGCCCGUCACCAUGUAAAGGAAGGUGAAAUAAAUGUUCUUUGAACCGCCU
Messenger RNA from Octodon degus (degu), 4426 nucleotides. It is a transcript of the gene Nbr1, whose product is annotated as NBR1, autophagy cargo receptor. Gene Ontology annotation, cellular component: phagophore assembly site. The transcript is spliced from 22 exons. Gene Ontology annotation, molecular function: ubiquitin binding; zinc ion binding. Gene Ontology annotation, biological process: macroautophagy. The record is from RefSeq and is a predicted model, not a curated record. The coding region runs from base 210 to 3149 and encodes 979 amino acids. Lineage: Eukaryota; Metazoa; Chordata; Mammalia; Rodentia; Octodontidae.